Cydia pomonella (codling moth) is the source of this 680-nucleotide messenger RNA. RefSeq lists its product as uncharacterized. The transcript is spliced from 3 exons. The coding region runs from base 69 to 410 and encodes 113 amino acids. NCBI's taxonomy places the organism in Eukaryota, Metazoa, Arthropoda, Insecta, Lepidoptera, Tortricidae. The record is from RefSeq and is a predicted model, not a curated record.
GAGGCUUUGGUCUGCUUGUGGUGUAUAAAGUCGAGUCUCUCCAGCGCGCCCUUCCCGCCGCCGCCGCCAUGUCGCCGCUCGCCCGCUCGUUGCUCGCGCUCGCCGCGCUGCUCGCCGCCGCCGACGCUAACGGCUACAAUUGCGUCACAAAGACAAUUGGUCAAGUAACAUCCAACUUUAAACCUCUAUCUCCGGUAGUUUUACCCUACGGGUAUUCGGAAAUCCAAAUAAAUGAUUACUGCGCACCAUUGCGGCACGUUGGUGAAAGGAUAACAGUGUGCAACAAUAGCCCAAAUCAACCCAAGCCUAUAAUCCACGACCCGCCUUAUGGACAGCUCUCACCCGCGGGUGUCGACUGCUCUGAUGCCAGCCAAUGCACUGCUGACCCUAUUGUCGAGUACUGCGGCUAAUGACAAACUACCCUUCAUCUCCACUCUCCACUAUUUAAUUGCAUCGUUCGGUUAAUGGUACGUGCAACUGCUGUGAUUUUUCAUUUGCUAUAAGAAGUUUGUUGGAAUAUCCGUCGCAUAGCUCUGAACCUUUAUUAAUAUCACAACCAUUCAAGUCUUAACUCACAGUUUAUUUUAGUUUUUGAAUAUUGUAUUCCAAUUUUAUAAUAUGUAUUUAUCAAUACUGUGCAUAUAUUUAUCCAUUAUCAUUUAAUUAAAAAGUCCAUGUCA